Molecule: messenger RNA, 2434 nt
Organism: Leopardus geoffroyi (Geoffroy's cat)
Lineage: Eukaryota; Metazoa; Chordata; Mammalia; Carnivora; Felidae
Gene: DR1
Product: down-regulator of transcription 1
Exons: 3
Coding region: 1-531 (176 amino acids)
Biological process (GO): negative regulation of transcription by RNA polymerase II; chromatin remodeling; RNA polymerase II preinitiation complex assembly
Cellular component (GO): negative cofactor 2 complex
Molecular function (GO): general transcription initiation factor activity; protein heterodimerization activity; core promoter sequence-specific DNA binding
Source: RefSeq, a predicted model, not a curated record
AUGGCUUCCUCAUCUGGCAAUGAUGAUGAUCUCACUAUACCUAGAGCUGCUAUCAAUAAGAUGAUCAAAGAGACUCUCCCCAACGUCCGGGUGGCCAACGAUGCCCGGGAGCUGGUGGUGAACUGCUGCACUGAAUUCAUUCACCUUAUAUCUUCUGAAGCCAAUGAGAUUUGCAACAAAUCAGAAAAGAAGACCAUCUCACCCGAGCAUGUCAUACAAGCACUAGAAAGUUUGGGCUUUGGCUCUUACAUCAGUGAAGUAAAAGAAGUCUUACAAGAAUGCAAGACUGUAGCAUUAAAAAGAAGAAAGGCCAGUUCUCGUUUGGAAAACCUUGGCAUUCCUGAAGAAGAGUUAUUGAGACAGCAGCAAGAAUUAUUUGCAAAAGCUAGACAGCAACAAGCAGAAUUGGCCCAGCAGGAAUGGCUUCAAAUGCAGCAGGCUGCCCAACAAGCACAGCUUGCUGCUGCCACAGCCAGCGCAUCUAACCAGGCUGGAUCUUCUCAGGAUGAAGAAGAUGAUGAUGAUAUCUGAAAUUUACCAGCUGAGUUUCUAUUUCCUCUAUAAAUGUUUUUCCCUGCACAAGAAAACAGUGAAAGAAAUGCUUAUCUGUAAUUUUGUAUGCAUCUUGGUGGACUUGCCAUUGGUAUUCUAGGGAUGUCUGCUGUUAAGUUUCAUCUAUUGUGUGCUAUUCAUGUAAAAACUGUCUCUUUGAACUAUUGAAAAUUUAAGAUUCAGUAUAAUAUCAAUUUUGAAUUUUUAAUGGUGUUUAUGAAAUUUUAGAUAGCAGUGAGUCCUUUAUUUGAUCAAUAAACAGUGUUACAGAAAAUGUCAAGUUUAUAAAAAUACAGUGAAAUUUAUACAGAAACUCUAAAUCUGCAUUUGCAUUUCCUCUGCCCUUUUAACUAGACUAAAAAUUGGGAAUUUUAAAUUAUUGGGGGGAGGGUGUUGUGUAAUGCAGUAGAUGUUAGAUCAGGAUGGUGAAAAAACAAAGAGUUCAGUUUUGUAGUAUCUGAAUUUUUUGUCUUUUAAAAUGAGUGUAUAUAUAUAUAGGCAAUAAAUAUAUAUGCUCAGAUAAAUAUGCUUGUUUAAAAAAAUCUCAAAAUGACAUCCAAAAACUUAGGAAGGAGUAUGUUCAAUAGUAGUUCUAUGAAUUCGGUGGGUUAUGUUUUUGAUUUUGUUUUUGUUUUAUGUAGAGGUAAAAACUACAGUUUUAUUAUGGCAUAAUUCAUCUUGAGCUAUGCUAUUACAUUUCAAAGACUGCCCAAUUUUGAGGACUGUCACGAUUCUUACUAUUUCACUCCAAUAAUUGUUAAUAGUAUUACUUGCUUAGUCUAUCCAUCUUUAUUGGAACUUGUGAAACAAUUGCUUAGGUUCCAUUGGUUUAAUGGAGAUUCAUGAAUAUCAAACCUUUGCUGGGGGAAAGAAAUGAAAGUUAAUAAGCAUGCUUACUAUAAAAGAGGGAUUUUUUUUGUAAUUUAACUGAUAGUUAUAGUUUACUUAUUGUUUGUUUUUAGCAUUACUUUUACAUUUUCUUGACUAGAUGGCCUAGAGUGUCCAGUGCUUCCUUUUGAAAUGGCAUCAUUAUCUCCAUCAUAAUUGAGUGAUAGCUUUAAAAAUGAUUGGUUUUAUUUUGUUUAAGAAAGCGUGUCAUAACUGAUCAGCCCUAUAUGAAACAUAAAUAGUUUCAACCUACUCAUUAAAAGGGAGAAGCUUUAAUUUGGUUCCACUAAAUAAAGUAUGGUAGUGAUUUUUAUAGGAAUCCAGUGUAUUGAAGAAAUGGCAUAUUGUUUGUACUUUGGAAACAGAAUGGAAAAGCCACUUUAAGAUAGUAUAAAGUAAUCUAAAUUCCUAUGUCAGUUGCCAAAUCAUUUAAAUUUGUAUAUUCACCAAGUCCAAGGAUAAAUUGUGGUUGCUGGGAUUCAGUUUUAAUUGGAGAGCUAAAUAAGUAAAGUUUAUAAGUAUUAGAUUUCUUAAAGGUCUUAUUUUGCAGUUUUAGAAAAAGUGAAAUAUUAGCAUACGUUUAUUAAAUACACUUCCCCCAUGCCAUGAAAAGGUUAAUUUUGCUGAAUGUUUUAAGUUGAAGUUGAUAUUGUAUCCAUGAAGUGCUUUGGACAAGAUAGAAGGGGUUGUUUUUUUAAAAGUUUAAGUACCAAAGGUAGUCUAGUCUAAGAAAUAAUAAGUUAAUAAGUGUUGGCUUUUCUAAUUUGUACUGUAACAUCCUUAUUCUUUCUAUUUUAAGUAUAUCUGUUUCUUAAGUAAACAACUUAGAUAUUUUUCCACUUUUUUUUCCCUGAUGCAGAGUCCAGGUUAAUUAAUAUUUUACUGCAUCUGAUAAUGUAUUAUAUGUUUGAAGCCUAGUGACUUUUCAUUUUGACAUUCUUGUGAUUUCAUAUGCUGUAUUCUUCAAGCAAUAAAAUCUGAUGUGUUUUAUAAA